Molecule: messenger RNA, 1026 nt
Organism: Trichophyton verrucosum HKI 0517
Lineage: Eukaryota; Fungi; Ascomycota; Eurotiomycetes; Onygenales; Arthrodermataceae
Exons: 1
Coding region: 1-1026 (341 amino acids)
Source: RefSeq, a predicted model, not a curated record
AUGGCGGCUGCUGCUGCCCAGCACCGCGGACGAGAUCGAGAUACCAGCACCACCACGACUGCGGCUCCUCCUGCUACUUCUUCUACUACUUCUUCUACUACUUCUGCUGCUGCUGCUGCUGCUACUGCAACUAACACUACAGCCAUGGCCGCAGCUGCAGCAGACAGGUCCAAGGACAGGGACAGAGGAGACGUGGGCGAGGCCGUUUCUUCAGAGACCGCGUCCAGUGCCACCACACCUGCUCCCGCUCCCGCUCCCUACAGCACUCGCUCGCGAAACAGGCCCCGUAUCAACUAUGCCGAAGACACAGAGCUGGAUGCUGAGCUCGAGCAGCCACCGGCCCCGGUCUCUGCUUCUGCGUCGGCCGGUGCUGGUGCUGGUGCUACUUCCAACUCCACGGCCAAGGGCACCCCGGGCCGCAAGCCAAAGGACAGGGACGCCGCGGCCCAGACGACUUCUUCCUCCUCCAGCAACACACGUAUCGCCUCGCCGGCCUCCAACAGCGAGAGACCGCCCGGCAUGAGCACGCGCAGAGCUGCCGCCGCCGCAGCUAGCAAUGGGACUGCCGCAGCCAGAGACAAAAACUCCGAUAGCCAUGGCCAUGCGGCCGCCGCCAGCACCGCCAGCACCACCACGACCACCACGACCACCGCCUCUACUUCGGCCAUUCCUGGCACAUCGACUUUCUCCGCGAACCCAAACACCGUUGUCGUCUCGUCGAAGAAGCGGAAGCAGCCCGGAUCCAGCACCACCGUGCAGAAUGUCGUCCCGGCCAACGGGGGCGGACACCCCAACAAGCGCUUCAUUGCCGCUGGUUCGCGCAAUUCAGAAGAGGCCGUCACCACUUCUAUGAUGACCUUUCGCUCCUCUCGAGCCAUGCUCAGAAACGGCAAGCUAAAGGCAGACGACGGCACCCUCCUCGCCCCAAAUGGUAACGUCUAUUACGUUUAUUUUAUUUUAAUUUUUUUUUUUUUCCCCUCGCAUUUAUAUAUAUAUUAUAUAUUAUCUUUUUCAUGCAUGUACUAA